Alnus glutinosa is the source of this 2191-nucleotide messenger RNA. Its product is annotated as protein NUCLEAR FUSION DEFECTIVE 4-like. Lineage: Eukaryota; Viridiplantae; Streptophyta; Magnoliopsida; Fagales; Betulaceae. The record is from RefSeq and is a predicted model, not a curated record. Gene Ontology annotation, biological process: transmembrane transport. Gene Ontology annotation, molecular function: transmembrane transporter activity. The transcript has 2 exons. Gene Ontology annotation, cellular component: membrane. The coding region runs from base 134 to 1918 and encodes 594 amino acids.
UAACACUUGCUUCUACUGCUGGAACUAGAACAGAAACAAUCAGAUUUUAAAGCUUUCUUUUCCUCAGUUUUUCAUAGAAGCUUAUUUGCUAUAGUCUUCCAGCCAACACUCGCACCUAAAACAGGCAAAAGAAAUGGUGUUUCCUGCAACAGGAGGCGGUGGUUGGGCAGACAUGAAGAGUAUCACCCUUCAAGUGCUCAAGGGGCGGUGGUUCGUGAUGUUCACAACAUUUCUACUGAUGUCCGUCUCUGGCGCGAGCUACAUGUUCGGCCUCUACUCCAACGAGAUCAAAUCCACCCUCGGCUACGACCAGACCACUCUUAACUUGCUUAGCUUCUUCAAGGACUUGGGUUCCAACAUAGGUAUCCUCUCUGGCCUAAUCAACCAAGUCACACCCCCAUGGGUCGUCUUAGCAGUGGGGGGACUUCUGAAUUUUUUUGGGUACUUCAUGAUAUGGCUGGCCGUGACCAAAAAAAUUACCAGACCGAGCGUCUGGAACAUGUGCUUGUACAUCUGUAUUGGUGCAAAUUCGCAUACUUUCACCAACACUGGAGCGCUCGUCACCUGCGUUCAGAACUUCCCAGAAAGCCGUGGCAUCGUGAUGGGGCUUACUAACGGUUAUAUAGGCCUGAGUGCCGCAAUUAUCACACAGUUAUUCCACGCCUUCUUUGGCGGCGACACCAAGUCUUUGAUUUUGCUGAUGGCAUCUCUUCCGAUGGCUGUAUCUUUCACUUUUCUUCGAGUCAUUCGAUUUAUGAAGGGUACUCGGCAGCCUAACGAGAUCAAAGUUUUCUGCAAUUUCCUCUACAUUUCACUGUGUCUUGCAGUGUUUUUGAUGAUUAUGAUUAUAGUACAAAACAAUGUCACGUUCACGCAAAGCGAAUAUGGUGCGAGUGUAGCCGUGAUGCUUUUCUUGCUGUUUCUCCCCCUUGCUGUCGUUGUCAAGCAAGAGUACAAGCUUUGGAAGAGCAAUAAGAAAGUUGUCAAUGAUGAUCCUUCACCGUUGAGAAUAAUCACUGAUCAGAAGCCAAACCCUGAGGCUUCUCCAUCUGUAACACCACUAUCAUCAAGUGAAGAAAAACAGGCUUCCUGUUGGAAAACAAUGUUACAGCCGCCAAACAGAGGGGAGGAUUAUACCGUACUCCAAGCCCUUUUCAGCAUUGACAUGUUACUGCUAUUCUUCGCCACAAUUUCCGGCCUCGGGGGCACGUUAACCGUGAUGGACAACUUGGGACAGAUUGGAACAUCCUUAGGAUAUCCGCUUGCAAGCAUAAGCAAUUUCGUGUCACUUUCUAGCAUAUGGAGUUAUCUGGGAGUUGUGGUGGCAGGUGUGGUGGCAGAAAUUUUUGUGACAAAAUACAACUUGCCUCGUCCUCUUAUGCACACUUUAAUCCUGCUGUUAUCAUGUGUUGGUUAUCUUCUAAUCGCGUUUAAUGUCAAACAUGCGCUUUACUUUGCAUCUAUAAUCUUGGGGGCUUGCUGUGGAGCACAAUGGCCACUAGUUUUCACAAUAAUUUCUGAACUUUUUGGCCUUAAGUACUACUCUAUUCUGUACAAUUUCGGGGCACUAGCUAGCCCAAUAGGGUCUUAUUUGCUCAAUGUGAGGGUCACUGGCUAUUUAUAUGACAAAGAGGCUAUGAAGCAACUGGCUGCAUUGGGCCUCACGAGGCAGCCUGGGGAGGAACUAAAUUGUAGAGGGGGGGAGUGCUUUAAAUUGUCUUUCAUUAUUCUUACUGCUGUGACAUUGUUCGGUUCUCUUGCUUCGCUUAUCUUGGUGCUUAGGACUAGGAAGUUUUACAAGAGUGACAUCUAUAAGAAGUUCCGGGAUGAGGUAAAAGCAGCCGAGACAGGACAGACGAUUGGCCGGGAUGGAGUUGGACUGUCGGUAGUUGUCGGAGGGGAAAAGGAUCUUCUCUGAAAUUGAGUGAAGCCAUGUCAUCAAUCAUAAAGACCAUAAAAUUAUUGGAGAAGACCCUAGCCUGUUCUCACAAGAGGGGAUUAGUAUUUGAAUAAACUUCAAUUAAUGAAUGAAAUGGAUUGAUAGAUACAUACUCCCACUUUUGUAUUGCAAAGUAUAUUUUCUUUGUUUUCUUGCAAGACAUUUUCUAUGUUGAUGUUCACUUGUCAAAGAAAAGAGGACGUUCUGUAAUUAUUUGCAUGGCACUAUCUGGAUUUUUCUUAAAAUUCUAAA